UCUUGUAGGGGUUGAAAGACGAGAGUGCCUGCCUUUUUCUUUCAGGUGGGACUUUCUCACCCUUCUUGGUUCCUGCAAUUCCUUAGGUGUGAAUCAAUGAAUUUCUGUGUUAAAUACUUGUAAAAUGACAACUAAUUUAUGGUGAUUUGGUUAGACAAAUUGGAGACAUAUAUUAUACUUUAUUAGAUAAAUCCAAAGUUGGACUAAUCGUUAGUAUUGUUAGCCUAAAUAUUAGUUGGAUUUCAGCCCAUACAUUUUAUAGUUGGAUUUCAGCCCAUAGUUUUAUCUAAUAUUAUGUGUCGUUUAUUCUAGAAAUCAACUUAAUUUGGGGGAGGGGGAGGGGGGGGGGGGGGGGGGGGUUAUAAAACAUAAAAUGACACAAGUAAUCAUUUAGAAAAUAAAAUUAGGUGAUGCCCAAAAAAUUAGGUUUUUCAUUGUCAUUGAGCAAGGAUUUUGCUUUUGAAAGCGAUUCAACAUUUCUGCUAUAAGGGUAAGUUUGUGACUUGUUAUGAAAUUGAUCGUUGAUCGUAUAUUAUAUAGUGAUUUAUGUAUUGAGAGGUUUCUUCGAAAGGCUGACGACUAAAAUUGCGAAGAAUCGUCAUCAAUUUGAACCCUUUUCGCAAAUUUUAUAAUAUGAUUCUAUUAUGACAUUUAUGGUAUGAGAGAAACAGAAAAUCAUUAAAUAUGCACAUCUUGGGAAGUCUGAUUGAUUACAAGUACUACUGUUAUUUUUCAAAAACUUUUUUGAAUUAAGAAAAUGUAAGAAGUCAAUGUGGGUUAGAGGCUAGCGUACUGAAAAUUUACCAUACUAGUUUAGGUCAUGGAUCAAACCCCUCAAGUGUGAAAUCACGGGUGGUUUAACCGUGCUUUCUCGAUAAGUAUUGCAGAAUGCUCUCUCGGUCUAACUUUUAUAGCAUUUUGAAACUUGAAAUAAUCAUAUCACUUUAUUGUUGCUUAUGUAUCCAGUGAUUAAAAAUCAGUAUAGUACUAAUGUUUAUAUGAUGUUUAAAUACCUUAGCAUGAUGGUGGAAUCAAGUGAGUAUCCAGUUCGUCCUGGUAUAAAAGAUUGUCAGUUUUAUCUAAGAACUGGUAGAUGCGGCUACGGAGAAAAUUGUUGCUACAAUCAUCCAAAGGAGAUACCAACAGGGAAGAUUAAUAUGCCAAAGUGUAAGUUUUUUCUGAGAGGAAAAUGUAAGAACGGCUCACAUUGUGAUUUCGAUCACUCAAAGGAAGGGGAUCGUGCAGAACAUACGCGUCAGGGCCAGAAAAGAUACAGAACUGAGUCAACGUCAAGGUCAAGUCCAGAGAAGAGGAAACAUAGGCAGGGAGAUAUUGAGAAGCAGAGUACAGAGGCUGAAGACAUUCCGCAGGGAGAAAAACUGAGGGAGAUGCAAGAGAAUGAUAAUGAUCAACAGAAACUAGUGGAACAGAGAAAGAGAGAUAUUGAGAGGCAGAGGAGAGAGGCUCGUUUGAGUCUUGAGCAGAUCAAACCAACAGUUUAUUUUGAUGAAGCCAUUCGCAUCAGAGAGAUAUUAGCAGAAUUUGGAUUCAUACAUACAGAAGGCGAUGGAUUAUAAUAGUUACGAGGAUACAAAAGAGAAUUCCAGCUUCUUGGAACACAAGAAACUGAUGCGUUGUGAAGCUUUCGUUUUUUUAACCUCGUGGUUGUUGUAUUGAUUAAACUACAAUAAAUACUGAGAUUCGGAUACAUUUGAGCAUAUAUGCUCUGGAGAUAAGCCAGUGAAAACAAAAACGUAGAUCAAAAGUUAAUAUCAAAACUUUUAUUUUAUCAUUACAAUUUAUAAUUAUAAACUUCUAUAUACUGUCUUGCUGGUUUGAUCAUAAAUACAUAUUUUUGAAAUCUAUUAUUGUUAACCUCAUUUAUAAACUUAAUUAAUAUAUUUUAAAUACAGUUAGUUCUUAUGUACCUCUGAUUUGGUCAGUUGAAUUGGAUUAAUCUAUUCUAUUAAAAUAGAGUCAUUUAAA
This is a messenger RNA of Brassica rapa (field mustard), 1986 nucleotides long. RefSeq names its product putative zinc finger CCCH domain-containing protein 10. Gene Ontology annotation, molecular function: metal ion binding; mRNA binding. The record is from RefSeq and is a predicted model, not a curated record. NCBI's taxonomy places the organism in Eukaryota, Viridiplantae, Streptophyta, Magnoliopsida, Brassicales, Brassicaceae.